Messenger RNA from Diprion similis, 1252 nucleotides. RefSeq lists its product as uncharacterized. The coding region runs from base 3 to 1229 and encodes 408 amino acids. The record is from RefSeq and is a predicted model, not a curated record. NCBI's taxonomy places the organism in Eukaryota, Metazoa, Arthropoda, Insecta, Hymenoptera, Diprionidae. The transcript has 2 exons.
AAAUGAGAGGAAUUAGGGAAAAUAGUCUAGAACACAAUUUUGCACCACCAGUUGUUUUCGGAAGUGCCCGUCGCUUGCCAACUGAGAAUAAUAAUAGCAACGGGAACAAAGACGUUAUUUCAUUAAGGGAUCUGUCUAUGCCAGAGAUAUGGAAGCUGGCUAGAGAUCGUGUGAGGAUCAGUGGUAUAGAGAGACGAUCCAUAGAUAAUCCUUCGCACAAACGUAUAGCUGUGUCUGAGACUGUGACGAGACGUCGCACAUCAACUCAUCAAAUCAUGUCUCGACGUGUAGACUCAACUGCUGCAAAUGAUGGAAUAGACGAUAACGAGGAGUUCUUUGCAAAUUUACUGAAGAAAAUGACCAAGGAACAAUUCAUACAAUCCAGUGAAGUUAAUAAAUCGCGGAAGCGGCUGAGCCUAUGGAAUAAAGAGAACGCGAAAACCUCCGACCAAAGCAAGCGGACCAAGAGUAAUGUCAACAUGAUUCCUCCUAUUCCACCAACAAUGGCACCGUUAAAAAAACGAUUGUUGCCUCAACAGCACAAUAUUUGUUUGCAAGCCGUCGCAGCUAUUCCAGUUCGAUCUAGAUCAACCAAAACAGAACAGCGAGAUCAAUCUGUUCCUCAGCAUAAGUCAACUUUAAAUCUGACUCAAGAAGACACGAAUAUGAAAGAAUCUUAUUUAAGCUUUACGGAUUGUGACAUAUUGUCAAAUGUGCCAAGGAAAGUCAAAGAAAAUUGUCUUCGACAGAGGACUGAAGACAAUGGUUUUUCUUCUUCCUUCUUGGAAACGUUGAAUUUGCAACAUAAUCAUGCUGUUGAGGCCGUCAAUCACAAUUCCAGACAUGCUACAUUGCAGGGCGAUUACAGUUACAGUAAAAAAUAUAACCAGAAUUUUUUAAACAGUCCAUGUCUUUCAACUAUUGAAGAAUACCUCGAACCAUCCAUGGUAAUCGAACCUUCGAUCUAUGACCCAAAUGCUAUGGAGUAUGAACGCCACUCAAACUUGUCUAUUCCAUUCACUCCACCCUUGCCCACAGAAUUUGUCAGUUGUAAUGCUCAUGAAUUUGAUGAAGGUUUUAACAAUCUUGACGAGAAUGAUAAUUCCCGCUCAUUGUCAGCAUUGACGAUAACUUGCCCAAGUCUUAUUUCAAACUGCGAAAGCAAGUAUAACUACGAGAUUAUGAACCCGAAAACAUUCAACAUACGAGAUGAUAACUUGUUCAACUGAAUUGUUCUUGCAUCUUAUUCACC